Molecule: messenger RNA, 6552 nt
Organism: Hemicordylus capensis (graceful crag lizard)
Lineage: Eukaryota; Metazoa; Chordata; Lepidosauria; Squamata; Cordylidae
Gene: WHAMM
Product: WASP homolog associated with actin, golgi membranes and microtubules
Exons: 10
Coding region: 239-2614 (791 amino acids)
Biological process (GO): Arp2/3 complex-mediated actin nucleation; endoplasmic reticulum to Golgi vesicle-mediated transport
Cellular component (GO): endoplasmic reticulum-Golgi intermediate compartment membrane; cytoplasm
Molecular function (GO): Arp2/3 complex binding; actin binding
Source: RefSeq, a predicted model, not a curated record
GGCCGGAGGAACGGAGUCUUCACCCUCUCCGAAAGCCAGCCAGCCAAUCGGAAGAGGGAGCGACGCACGACGACGCUGAGGAAGAGCCCCAGCAGCCCCGCCCCCGCCUCGGCCGCUGGGUUGUUUCUGUUUCGCUAAAGAGUUGCAAAGUUUCUCGGGGUUCUAGAACGUUGGCGGAAGCCUUUGAAGUGGCCCGGCCGGGCGGGGGGCAGCAGCCCGCGAGGCCGGGCGCGGCGCGAUGGACGCGGAGCCGCAGCUCGACAGCCUGGACGGCUGGGUGGCGGUCAAGGAGAACGUCUUCGGGCAGCCCGAGGCGCCCCACAAGCUGCGCUUCCUGGUGGCCUGGAACGCCGUCGAGAGCAAGUUCGCGGUGACUUGCCACAACCGGACUCUGCAAGAGCAAGCCGGCGGGAAGGCAGGGGCCGAGGACGGCGGCGGGGGCCUCGCCGGAGAGCAGCCGAGCUGGGCCGGCUUGUACUCCUCGCAGGCCUUGCACAACAUCCACCGGCAGCUGGCGGCUCUCAACGAGCGGCUGGAGAGCUGCUUCCCGGCGCUGCCCGCCGCGCUGACCGGCCAGAGCGGCCUGUGGGCCUUGCUCUUCCCCGGCUGCCCGGUGCUGGCCGAGGCGGAGCUGGAGGCGCUGUGCCACCGCCUGGAGCGCUACCUGGGCUGGGCGCUGGAGCUGUGCGGCCGCAAAGCCCUGCUGGACACGCUCUUCGCGCACGACCAGGACGAGGAGGACGAAUACUUCGAGAACUUGCAGGAGUUCCGCAGGAAAGCCCUGAAGGGGCAGCUGAGCGACGCCAAGGAGGCCUUGCGCAGGGUUCUUCAUCAGCACAAAGAUGCCAGCAAGCUGGUCGCCUUAAUGGACCUUUACGAGGAGGAAGAUGAAGCAUACUGGGCCCUGGUUACCGUGGCAACCCAGUUCUACCAAUAUUUAUUGCAGCCGUUUAGAGAUAUGCGGGAACUGGCCACAUUGUACAGACUGGAGAUCCUGAAAGCCUUGCGGGCAGACCGGCUGGGCCCGAAAAGGAUCGAAGCCUUGCAGAAGGAGGCCGAGGAGUGGGCGAAGCAGGCCGAGGAAGCUGUGUGCUCCAUUCAAGACAUCACAGUGGGCUACUUCAGGGAGACCGUGACAGCUCUUGCAGCAAUGCAGAAGCAGAUGGAGCAAGACCGAAAGCGGUUUGGCCAAGCUGCUUGGGCGGCAGCUUCUCCGAGACUAGAAAACCUCAAGUACCUGUUAGCGAAGGAGACCCUUCAGCAUAUGAGAGCCAAAGAGCUGUGUCUGAACCACAAGAGAGCAGACAUCCGAAAGAAAAUGCAGAGCUUGGGCGAGCAAGAGAACGACAUGGCCUGUGUCGAAGAGCUGGAAAUAGAGUAUUAUGAAACCCAGCUGGAGCUGUAUGAGGUGCAGUUUGAGAUCCUGAAGAAUGAGGAGAUGCUGCUUGUCACACAGCUGGAGACCUUGCGGAGACAGAUGAAAGAGAUUCAGGAUGAAGUUGUUUAUUAUGACACCUGUGAAAACCCUGAUGAGUUGGAAGCUGCUGAUCAAGGACUAGAACUCACCCACGCACCUUCCUCUGAAAUGGUUCAGCUGAGACAGAGGACCCAGCAGCUGGAGACAAAACGGGGGAUUAUCUGCUCCCGGAGAGCCUAUCUCAGAAACAAGAAGGAUCAGUGUGAAGAGAGCCGCCGUCUCCGUCUCCAGGAGGCACGAGAGAGCACUCGGCAUUUCUUGCAACACCACAGCAUUCAGAUGAAGAGAGACAAGAAGAAAGAAGAAGAGAAAACGAAAAAAGCUUGGAUAAAGCAGGAGCGUGAGAAGACCCUGGAGAGGCUCAAAACCUUCAAGGAGAAAUGUCCUGCUCAGUUUGUGCUGAAGACGUCUCGGUCCCAGCCUCUGAACUCUAAACAGCCACUGGGUGCAUCCCGCCGGACUCCAUCAGCAAAAUCCACUCAGCCCUUGUCAAUCAGCGGCAAGCUGCCCCCUAAGCACUCCAGGACCUCCCGCCCCAUCCAAGCCAAAGGCCCCAAAGCGCUGCGCCCGAAGCCCUCGGCAGAUAUCCCCAUCCAUAUUUUUGCUCCCCCGGCUGACCCAAAGCACUGCAAACAGACUGAGGAGGUGCCUCCCCUGCCACCGCUGCCUCCCCCCCCACCCGCUCCCCCGCUGCCAGAUGCCCAUCUAGGUGGCUUAAAGAGGACGACACAAGCCAGUGAUCAACCACUGCCCCUCGUGAGCGAGGAGCCUCCAAGGAGAAGUCCCGGUGCAGAGAGAGCAGCUAAGACAGCAGCACACACGGCAAACACCUGUACAGGAACCAUGGAUGAGGUUUUGGCAUCAUUAAGGCGUGGCGAAAUCCUCCUCCGCAAAGUGGAACCUCCCCGCCCGCCUCCUUCCUCUGGUUCCUCCCUCAAUGACGGCAUCCUUGCGGCCAUAAGGCAGGGAGUGAAGCUGCGGAAAGUGAGUCCGGAGCCCAAGACAGACCUUCAGAAGGCAUCGAACAAUGAGCUGGAGAGAAGUAUAAAAGCGGCUAUGCUGAGGAUCAAGAAAGUGUCUGCUGACUCGGAAGAGGAUGAAAACAAUGACCAGAACAGUGGCGAAUGGAAUAGUUAAGAGAGGGGUUUUUAAACGAUGUGGUGGGGAACCUACGAGGGUUCUUUGGAAGCUUAUCGAGGAUUUCUCCGUGAGAAGGUCAGCCAUGGAGGACAAGCUUCCAUGAAGACAGGUAGCCCUCCACGUUAAUCUUCCUCUGCAGUAUCAAGCCCGAGAGUGUAUUGGUGUAUUCUUGGCCACGCUUUCAGUCACAGUAACAGACAAGCCCCUCAGUGAGGUGCCCUCAGGGCAGCCCUAUCGCUGCUUGGGCUCCCCUACAGUUCGGAGGAACAUAGGAAGCUGCCAUCUGCUGAGUCAGGUAAUUGGUGCAUCCAGCUCAGUAGAUGUCUACUCUGACUGGCAGCAGCUCCCCAAGCACAAUUUUUUUUCAACCCUACGUGGAGAUGCCAGGGAUUGACCCUAAGACCUCAUGCAUGCCAGGCAACCGCUCUACCAUUGAGCUGUGGCCCCAUGGAUGGUGGAAGCAAGAUCUUUCUGGACCUCUUGGUUGCCAUUUUCCCCAUUUGACCUUGACCUGCCCAACUAUAGAACUUGCUCAGUGUUACCUUGACUGCUUGAGAGCUGAAAGGGCACUGGCUGGGGUGGGGGAAUAAUGUCUUCUAGUGGCAGCCAUAUUUUCCCCUCCAGUAUCCCCAGAAUAAUGCUAUACUGGAGGCACUAUGGGGAGAAAAUGGUGGCCAAGUCCAAUCCUCUCCUUCAGCUGGUUGUGAGCCCUGGCAGAAGAUGUCAUAGCUGGAAUGCAUUUCCUAGAACAGGGUUGCACAAUUUUGGCCCUCCAGAAGUUUCUGGCCUAUAACUCUUAUCAUCAUCAUCAUCAUCAUCAUCAUCAUCCCUAGCCCUGUGGCCAGUAGGCAUGAAUGGUAGGACUUGUAGCCCAACAUCUGCAAGAGAGCCUAAGGUCUGUGGCCCUAGAACAGGCCCCAGAAUCCUUUGCACUGGAGCUUGGGGAACAGAGGCCUCUCCGGUUUGCAGCCACGGACUUAUUAGAUUCAGAACAGGUUUACAGAGAUGGAACAUGACACUUUGAUUGAAUGUUUCACCUUUUAGGAAGAAGCUUGGUCUUUCUAGGAAACGGAGGCAGUGUGCUUCUCAGAUGAUUGCACAUCCACCCAAAGACCAUUUGGAAUGGUUAAAACUGUCCUGAUUUUGUUGAAGUUAUUUCUUUGUUGUAAUCAAACAUUAAAUCCUCGGUAUUCUCUACAGUUACCAGAAAUCAGCCCAUGUCAGUCAAACCAAGGAAAUGAAUUGAGGAAAGACUUGAAAAUGUAACACUAAAGAAAGAGUUUUAAACACUAAGCAUUGCUGUGAGUAGUUUUACAAGGAUGGGGAAGCCAUCUUUUGGUGGUCCCUAUACUGCUCCUCAAAAUAAGAAUAGAUAUUGCAGCAAAGAAAUGAUAUUAACACCAUGGGAAUUGCCUGCCUGUGUGAUAAUGGUGCUUGCAUGUGAGCACUUCUUGUGACUGUUGAAUAUACAUACAUAUUUGCUUAAAUUCCACAUGGAUUCUUUCAACAAUACUGUAAAAUGAACUAAAAACAGUGGGGCGUGUGUGUGUUGGCAAGGAAUGAAAUCUCAAGGUAUUUUACGCAGUAUUUACCAACCUGAAGACUUCAAUACAGCACUGUUCACAUUUUGCUUGCAUUUUUAUAGAUGCUUUGUGAUUGUGCCAUAAUCUGUAUUGGGGAAGUCAGGCCGGGCUAGUGGGGGAGGGAUCCAUCAUCUCCUUCCUCUGCCCCCACAAACACAAUGCAGUUUGGCCUCUCCAGUGGGGUGGGUGAGGGGGGCAUACUGAAGCAGUGCUUCCCAAGCAACAUAAGACAGUGUUGCUGAAGGAGGUCUUAGCACCUCCAGCAGCAGAGGUAUCUGCAUGCCCCCCCCACUCGGCCAAGUGAGUGCAGAAGCCAAGGUGGGGCCUAGGCCAGGAUGAGUCUGGGUUGCUAUGGCUCUAGGCAUCAAAUGCUGCCAAGUUUAGCCCUGUUCGCACAUUAUGUUGUACCUGUGUUCCAAUAUCUGUAUACACUCACAUGUUUUUGUGUGUGUCUGUACAUGUGUUCAUUUUAGAAGUGAGCCUGGAUACAGGCCCCUUCAAAUGGGAAGGGUACCUCUGCACCUGUACACAGCAUAAUUGAACAAUUGCACCUCCAUACGCUGUACACAGAUUGUACAAAGGGUUUGCCAUAAUGCGUGAACCGUGAUAACCGAGGUUGGAGUGUUGGACUAGGUCCGGGGAGACCCGAGUUCAAAUCCCCAUUCCGCCUUGAAAUUCACUGGGUGACUCUGGACUCCCGUCUCUCUCAAGAAACCCACCUCAAAGUGUUGGUGUGAUAAUAAACAUAACCCUAUACAGUGCUCUGUGCGUCUUGGAGGAAAAGAGGGAUAUAAAUAAAAUAAACUAUCUUCACAACCACCUCACAGCAAAGUCGAUUAGGCUGUGAAAUAAUGAUUCUUUUUUUCUGUUUUCAGCAAAAAUUUGAAGUAGGCGUUUAAAAGUUAACCUGAAUCAUAAUUCACAACAAAAUUGGCUAUGGAUCAUUACAUAUAUAUUUCUCACUUCUGUACUCAAAACUGUAAGAAUAUUCUGACCAGAUCUAACAUGGCAAUAAAGAAAUAUGUUCCAUUGUUCUAAAAACAUAAUCCUUAGUUCUCUUAAGAGAACUCUUAGCAUCUAGGCUUCUGCUGUUUCCCAUCUGCUCAAAAUUUUGGUUUUAGAGGCUACCAGAAGGCUCAACACUAAUUUUUUAUCCCCUUUAACAACAGUAUUUAAUGCAACCUAUCACAAAUUUUGAAGGAUUCAAGGGUAGGUCAUAUGUUGCAACAUCUUUGCCUGUUUUAACCACUUCCCCCCCAGAAACACUCCUAAGUUUAUAUCACUUAACCAAGUGCUCACACAUCAAGUCUCCCAUUCAUAUGCAACCAGGGUGGACCCUGCUUAGCUAAGGGGACAAGUCAUGCUUGCUACCACAAGACCAGCUCCCUUCUGCUGUUGCCUUCUGGACACCAGAAGUAACUAGUGUUCAGAUGCAUUCUAUCUCUGAACCUGGAGAUGAUAAAUAGCCAUCAUGACUAGUAGCCAGUGACAUCCCCUAUCACCACCAUUAGUGCAUGAACCAACUGGAGUGGGUGGUACCAUCUGGAUCACCCCACCCUUACCUGGCAGUGCUGGGGAUUGAACAGGGGACCUUUCGAACAUGAGCCAGCUCAAGCAGUUGGUAUUCUCUGUGGGGAUGAAUGCUCAUUGUGUUUAUGACAAGAUCUCCGCCCCUAGAGAUGGAAAAUAGGCCAUAGCAUUGCAAUACUAACAGCGUUUAGUGUGUUGCUUACAAGUUAAGCUUCAUUGAACUCUAUGAGAUGGUCUAAAUAAAGAGGGAACAAUUGGACAAUCCCUGAAAAGUGGUGUUGGUGGAGGAUAAUGGAAAGACUCUUUUUAAAAUGUGGAUGGGAAAUUCCUGUGGAAUUCCUGCCCCUCUCUGCAGCCCAGUCUUGAGCAGAAAGACCAAGGCAAAGGGUGGGUGUUUGAAGCCUCAUUUCUAAAGCCAGCAUUAUUUAGGAGUCUAUACAAAGUCUUCACUACUUAUGCAGCACGGAAGGUAAGGUGAUCACCUUAACUUACAAUUUCUACAUUUUUAGAGAUUGAGGAUUGUCAGCACCUUAACCCUCAUCUUAAAACCAAAGGGUGUUUUUUUUUAAAUUUAUGAAUAGGCUUGGUUGCAAAUGUGAACACAGGAGUGAGAGGCUUUGAAAAUGAGGAGCAAAGCAGUAAAUUCCCUACUGGUCAACAACCACAGACAGAGAGCUGGGUUAAUACCUUAAUUGCUGGUGGGGUGUGUGUGUGUGUGUGUGUGUGUGUCUAAGUGGUGUGUUUUUUUUAACCAUUGUGUGGACUUUUGGUGUGCAACUCUCACUUUUUCUAAAAUAAAGGCUGUCUUACAUUUCAAAGCCA